CUGUCAAAAGAUAAGGAGAUGAUGUUGAGGUUAUGAAUGUUUUGAAAAUUUAAUUAUUGAAUUUAAUAUAAAUAAAAUCUCUUAUAAAACUGUAGUGAUAAAUGUAAAAUUACAAAACAAGUUGCACUGUGAUAGAAUAAAUUUAAUUUGAUAUAGUGCGGUUCUUCAUUGGGCAUGAUUUCAAUUUUAAGUACAAAAGUGUUACAAAAUGUAUAGAAAUCUGUUAUUUAAAAGGUUGCCAUUCAGACAAAUCAGAAAUGAAUAUUUAACGAACAAUACUAAGCAGUUAGUAGACAGUAAAUGUUCUGUGAAUACUGUCAACCAUUUGGUUCGUCAAAUUUCGGUAUCAACAGUUUUCAGCAAGAAAAGAAAAACUGCAGAGGAAAAGGCUAUAGAAAACCAUGGUAGGCGUGUAAUACGGUAUUCUCCUAAAGCUGGUUCAGAAGUUGUAGGAAUAUGGCGGAAUAUGACUGUUCAAGAUCUAGCUAAUGUACUUAAAAAGGAUAUAGAUCAUAUAUUUAAAGCACUUGAAUUUGCGGACAAAAACUCUGACACAGAAUAUAAGAGAGAUACAGUUAUACACAAUCCACAAAUAGUGAGGGAAGUUGUAAAAAUAUCUGGCUGCAGGUUCAAGCUUGUGGCAAGACCUGAUGAACUAAAUGAAGAAGAGGAGAAUAAAGAUGCGGUUCCUGCGCCACCUGCGCCGGAGUCGGCGCUCCGCCCCCGACCGCCAGUGGUGUGUGUGAUGGGUCAUGUGGAUCACGGCAAGACCACACUUCUCGACGCCCUCAGAGACACAGCUGUGGUUGAGCAGGAGUUUGGUGGGAUUACACAGCAUAUUGGUGCUUUUGAAGUGAAGUUGAAGUCAGGUGAGACGGUGACGUUCCUGGACACUCCGGGGCACGCGGCGUUCAGUGCGAUGCGCGCGCGCGGCGCCUGCGCUACUGACGUUGUGGUGCUGGUGGUGGCAGCGGACGACGGUGUCAUGGAGCAGACCGUCGAGUCCAUACGUAUGGCGAGAGAGGCUAACGUUCCGAUACUUGUGGCUAUCAACAAAAUCGACAAGGCAGGUGUGAACAUUGAGCGCACGUUGAGCGCGCUGUCGCAGCACGGCGUGGUGUGCGAGGAGCUGGGCGGGGAGGUGCAGGCGGUGAGACUCUCAGCACUGCACCGUCUGCACCUCGACACCCUGGUGGAGGCCCUCACCCUGCAGGCGCAUCUCAUGGACCUCAGAGCUGACCCUGGCGGAUAUGUCGAGGGAGUAGUCAUUGAAGCUCAAGUCGACCCGAGACUCGGGAAGCAAGCAACAGUUUUGGUGCAGAGAGGAACACUGCGCAAAGGUUGCGUGCUGGUCGCGGGCGCGGCCUGGGCUAAGGUGCGCAUGUUGCAGUGCGGGGCGGGGUCAGUGGUGCAGGAGGCGGGGCCGGCGCGCCCGGUCAGCGUGCUGGGCUGGCGCGACCUGCCUGCUGCUGGAGACGCUGUGCUCGAAGUCAGCUCUGAGAAGCGUGCCAACGAGGUGAUGAGAUGGCGUCACAGCCAGCGCAUGAAGGAGAAGCAGGAAGAGGACCUGGAGGUGAUCAGCGCGAAGGAGGCCGAGCACCGCGCGCAGUACAGAGCUCGGCUGGCUCACAAGCGCGCCCUGGGCCGGCUCAGACUGAAGCCUGAGGGGCCCAGGCAGAAACAGAUACAGGAGGACACGCAUCCCACACUCAGUGUUGUUGUUAAAGGUGAUGUGGACGGUUCAGUGGAAGCGAUCCUAGACAUCCUGGAGACGUAUGAUGAUCACGAGCGCGUGCGUCUGGACCUCGUGCACUACGGCGUGGGACAUGUCACACCCAAUGACAUUGAGAUAGCGCGUGCAUUCAAUGCGGUGAUAUACGCGUUCAACGUGGAGUGUCCGGUCGCCGUGUCGGCGGAGGCGCGCCGCUGCGCCGUCUCCGUCUCCUCGCACAACGUCAUCUACCGCCUCGUCGACGACAUCAAGCACCAGAUCAGCGCCAGGAUACCCAAGCGACAGGAGGAGGAGUUCAUCGGCGAGGCGAGCGUGCUGCAGCAAUUCGUGGUGUCGGAGGGGAAGCGGCGCGUGCAGGUGGCGGGCUGCCGCUGUGUGCGCGGAGCACUCGCACGACACGCGCUCUAUCGUGUCACACGUAACGGACAAGUUGUAUAUGAAGGUAAAUUAGCUUCGAUGAAGCACCUCAAAGAUGAAGUGACCACAAUAAAGCGAGACAUGGAGUGCGGACUGCGCUUCGAGACAGAGUUCGAGGUGCAGGCAGGAGACACCAUCACCUGCUACAAGAUGGUCGACGUCGACGACCACACAGACUGGGAUCCAGGCUUUUAAUAUCAAGAUAUUAACAUAAUAAAUUAU
Molecule: messenger RNA, 2371 nt
Organism: Papilio xuthus (Asian swallowtail)
Lineage: Eukaryota; Metazoa; Arthropoda; Insecta; Lepidoptera; Papilionidae
Gene: mIF2
Product: mitochondrial translation initiation factor 2
Exons: 15
Coding region: 209-2344 (711 amino acids)
Biological process (GO): translational initiation
Cellular component (GO): cytoplasm
Molecular function (GO): GTP binding; GTPase activity; translation initiation factor activity
Source: RefSeq, a predicted model, not a curated record